This is a messenger RNA of Anopheles marshallii, 1473 nucleotides long. Its product is annotated as facilitated trehalose transporter Tret1. NCBI's taxonomy places the organism in Eukaryota, Metazoa, Arthropoda, Insecta, Diptera, Culicidae. Gene Ontology annotation, molecular function: sugar transmembrane transporter activity. The record is from RefSeq and is a predicted model, not a curated record. Gene Ontology annotation, cellular component: membrane. The transcript has 5 exons. The coding region runs from base 1 to 1473 and encodes 490 amino acids. Gene Ontology annotation, biological process: transmembrane transport; carbohydrate transport.
AUGGUGAAGAUUUUGAUGCGUGCCGACACCCAUGUGUCGUUCACGGUGCCCGCCGAGGAACCGGUCGCCAAGUGCACCCUAUCGCAGGUACUCGCUGCCCUUUCCGUGUCGCUCGGAUCCAUGGUGGUUGGAUUUUCGUCCGCUUACACCUCACCCGCCCUCGUAUCGAUGAAGGAUCGCAACAUUACAUCAUUCGAAGUGACGGAACAAUCGGGCUCCUGGGUCGGUGGUAUUAUGCCUCUUGCCGGUCUGGCCGGUGGCAUUCUCGGUGGACCGAUGAUUGAAUAUCUUGGGCGCAAGAACACCAUCCUGGCGACGGCAACACCCUUCAUCAUAUCCUGGCUCCUGAUCGGGUGUGCCACCCAUGUCGCAAUGGUACUGGUCGGUCGUGCCCUAUCCGGUUUGUGCGUCGGUAUUGCCUCGCUGUCCCUGCCGGUCUAUCUCGGUGAAACGGUACAGCCGGAGGUGCGUGGCACGCUCGGUUUGCUACCGACGGCAUUCGGCAACAUUGGCAUCCUGCUCUGCUUUGUCGCCGGCAAGUACCUCGACUGGUCCGGUUUAGCGUUUCUCGGUGCGACCCUGCCGGUCCCGUUCCUGAUACUGAUGUUCCUGAUCCCGGAGACGCCCCGUUGGUAUGUGUCGCGCAACCGGGAAGAGCGGGCCCGCAAAGCCCUGCAGUGGUUGCGCGGUCGGAAGGCGGACGUCGAGCCAGAGCUGAGGGGUAUCUCGAAGUCACACCAGGAAGCGGAACGGCACGCGUCCAGCAGCGCCAUGAUGGAUCUGUUGAAGAAGUCCAACCUGAAGCCGCUGCUGAUCUCGCUCGGGUUGAUGUUUUUCCAGCAGCUGUCCGGUAUUAAUGCGGUCAUCUUCUACACGGUGCAGAUCUUCCAGAGCGCCGGUUCGACGAUCGACGAGAAGCUGUGCACGAUCAUUGUCGGUGUGGUGAACUUCAUCGCAACGUUCAUCGCGACGGUACUGAUCGAUCGGCUCGGCCGUAAGAUACUGCUGUACAUCUCGGACGUGGCCAUGAUCAUCACGCUCAUGACGCUCGGCACGUUCUUCUACAUGAAGAACAAUGGGGAGGAUGUGUCCAACAUCGGCUGGUUACCGUUGGCUGCGUUCGUUGUCUUUGUGGUGGGUUUCUCGCUCGGGUUCGGCCCGAUUCCGUGGCUGAUGAUGGGUGAGAUCCUGCCGGGUAAGAUUCGCGGUUCGGCUGCUUCCGUCGCGACCGCCUUCAACUGGAGCUGCACGUUCGUGGUGACGAAAACGUUUGCCGACAUUACCGCUUCGAUCGGCAACCAUGGGGCGUUCUGGAUGUUCGGUUCAAUCUGUGUCAUCGGUCUGAUAUUCGUGAUCGUGUACGUGCCGGAGACCCAGGGUAAAUCCCUCGAGGAUAUCGAGCGCAAGAUGAUGGGUCGCGUGCGGCGUAUGAGCUCCGUCGCCAACAUUAAACCACUGUCGUUCAACAUGUAA